AUGGUUUUCUCCGAUGCGCAGCGGAAGUGGGCGGGCCCCACACGCAAUUCGCGGUUUGCAACUUGCAAGCAUCGUGGGCCACCGUGCGACCACGUGACUGGCCAGUGGGCUGUGGCCUCUCCAGGACACUUUGCUACUGCUAGUGCUGCACCUGCACCGCUCGUCGUGGAGGAAGUGGUCAAGUGGAUGAUGAUUGGAGAUCCUACUCGGCUCCUCUUCACGCUCAUGCUCUCGUGCAAGAUCGCCGCCAUCCUCAUGCCAACUCUGCUCCGCGGCGCGUCUCAGGUCAUGGGGAUCCUCACCAUCCGCGGGAUUGCACGCCUUCUUCUUCGCCCGUCCGGGAACAGACGAUCCAGAUAUGUCUACGCUUGA
Miscanthus lutarioriparius is the source of this 372-nucleotide messenger RNA. The record is from the annotation of a GenBank genome assembly. Lineage: Eukaryota; Viridiplantae; Streptophyta; Magnoliopsida; Poales; Poaceae.